ACAGUUCCUGCGUCGGAAUCUUGUGAGCAUAGUCUUUCCCACCAUAAGCAUUACGCUUAUUUUUCUUGACUGGAACCACACUCGCAAGUGGAAAGCUCAACAGAUCAAAGUAUAAAAUGGCCAUCUUCGGCAUCACUCCUCGCUUCAUUUGGUUUGGUGUUCCGAUGACAGGGUUCUUCAUAGGCAAAUUUCUGGAUGACCAAGAAACCUUGAGGAUGACGAGCUUCCGUGAUAAGUCUGCUUUGUUUGGAGGCAGAGUCAAAGAAGGUGAUCCACCAACCUGGCCAUAAAUGAUAAUUAUGUAGGUUUGUUGCAAAUAAAUUUAGUGUACAAUAA
Bombyx mandarina (wild silkworm) is the source of this 336-nucleotide messenger RNA. It is a transcript of the gene ND-MNLL, whose product is annotated as NADH dehydrogenase (ubiquinone) MNLL subunit. The record is from RefSeq and is a predicted model, not a curated record. Gene Ontology annotation, cellular component: mitochondrion. NCBI's taxonomy places the organism in Eukaryota, Metazoa, Arthropoda, Insecta, Lepidoptera, Bombycidae.